Molecule: messenger RNA, 1560 nt
Organism: Tachyglossus aculeatus (Australian echidna)
Lineage: Eukaryota; Metazoa; Chordata; Mammalia; Monotremata; Tachyglossidae
Gene: PSMC1
Product: proteasome 26S subunit, ATPase 1
Exons: 10
Coding region: 224-1327 (367 amino acids)
Biological process (GO): proteasome-mediated ubiquitin-dependent protein catabolic process
Cellular component (GO): proteasome regulatory particle, base subcomplex
Molecular function (GO): proteasome-activating activity; ATP binding; ATP hydrolysis activity
Source: RefSeq, a predicted model, not a curated record
UCCUCAGGGUCAAAGUCAAAGUGGUGGCCAUGGUCCUGGGGGUGGCAAGAAGGAUGACAAGGACAAGAAAAAGAAAUAUGAACCUCCAGUUCCUACCAGAGUGGGGAAAAAGAAGAAGAAAACAAAGGGGCCAGAUGCUGCUAGCAAACUUCCACUGGUGACACCUCAUACUCAGUGCAGACUAAAAUUGCUAAAAUUGGAGAGAAUUAAAGAUUAUCUCCUCAUGGAAGAAGAGUUCAUUAGAAAUCAGGAGCAGAUGAAACCACUGGAAGAAAAGCAAGAGGAGGAGAGAUCCAAGGUGGAUGAUCUGAGAGGGACUCCGAUGUCGGUUGGCACCCUGGAGGAGAUUAUUGACGAUAACCAUGCUAUUGUGUCUACGUCAGUGGGUUCAGAGCAUUACGUCAGUAUUCUGUCUUUUGUGGACAAGGAUCUUCUGGAACCAGGUUGCUCUGUUUUGCUCAACCACAAGGUUCACGCUGUGAUAGGAGUUCUGAUGGACGACACAGACCCCCUUGUUACAGUGAUGAAAGUGGAGAAAGCGCCUCAGGAAACCUAUGCUGAUAUUGGUGGACUGGAUAAUCAAAUUCAAGAAAUUAAGGAAUCUGUGGAGCUUCCUCUCACCCAUCCUGAAUAUUAUGAGGAGAUGGGUAUCAAGCCACCCAAAGGAGUCAUUCUGUAUGGUCCACCUGGCACAGGUAAAACACUGUUAGCCAAAGCUGUAGCAAACCAGACCUCGGCAACCUUCCUGAGAGUUGUUGGCUCUGAGCUAAUACAGAAGUACCUUGGGGAUGGUCCAAAGCUUGUUCGGGAGCUGUUCCGAGUAGCAGAGGAGCAUGCACCGUCGAUUGUAUUCAUCGAUGAAAUUGACGCCAUUGGCACCAAGAGGUACGAUUCAAAUUCUGGAGGUGAAAGAGAAAUUCAACGAACAAUGUUGGAGUUGCUGAACCAGUUGGAUGGCUUUGACUCUAGAGGAGAUGUGAAAGUUAUUAUGGCAACGAACCGAAUAGAAACUUUGGAUCCUGCAUUAAUCAGACCAGGUCGUAUCGACAGGAAGAUCGAGUUUCCCCUGCCAGAUGAAAAGACAAAGAAGCGCAUCUUUCAGAUUCAUACCAGCAGAAUGACUUUAGCUGAUGAUGUAACUUUAGAUGAUCUGAUCAUGGCUAAAGAUGAUCUCUCUGGAGCAGAUAUAAAGGCAAUCUGUACCGAAGCUGGCUUGAUGGCUUUGAGAGAACGCAGAAUGAAAGUAACAAAUGAAGACUUUAAAAAAUCAAAAGAGAAUGUUCUUUAUAAAAAGCAAGAAGGUACCCCAGAGGGACUCUAUCUCUAAUUUAGCCAACUUGCCUAUCAGAGCUGUGAGGAAAUUACCUUGUCUUAAAAACAUCUGUGGAAAUCUGCAGGAGGGGAAGGAGAGAAUAUAUCCCUGUUUGCUUCUCUUUGGGCAAAACAAAGCAUUUUAUAUAUCUUACAUCUGGUACUGGGAGGGGUACUCACCAGCCUGUACUAGUUAUUGUUCACCACAAUCCUGAGAAUUUCGCAAUAAAACAUGAGCUGUUUCAGAAA